Messenger RNA from Gaeumannomyces tritici R3-111a-1, 6373 nucleotides. RefSeq lists its product as hypothetical. The record is from RefSeq and is a predicted model, not a curated record. NCBI's taxonomy places the organism in Eukaryota, Fungi, Ascomycota, Sordariomycetes, Magnaporthales, Magnaporthaceae. The transcript has 6 exons. Bases 1651 to 5067 code for a protein of 1138 amino acids.
CGCCGCUUCCUGUCCCCGAGCGCGUACUUCCACUCCCUCGCUACUUUGUACACAAACACGAACCCGAUCCCAAGCCCCACGGAGCAAAAGACGAGGCACGCAAAGACGGCGAACCAGAAGGCGACCUCGAGCACCGCGCGCCUCGCGUCGGCGGCCAGCGGCUCGGCGGCGCCGACGACGACCUGCAGGCUGCUCAGCACCAGCGACAGCACCCCGAUGCAGAAGAGCACGGGGCCGUAGAUGCGGGCAAAGUACUCCGAGUACUGCGGCUCGAGCGACUGGUACCGCGUGUGCAUGCCGACCAGGAGGCGCGUGUAGAGGUUGAGGCGCGUCAGCCGCACCUCGCCGUACCGGUACCGCUCCGACACGUCCGUAUCCGCGACGGCCGCCCGCACGUCGGCCGCGAACAGGCAGAAGCCGGCCCACGUCGUGCCCUCGGGCAGCAGGCGCAGCUGCGGGUCCGUGGCGACGCGGAAGUCGGACUCGUGCCGGAUCAGGUGCGUGUAGGUGCGGAGGUAGCCGAGCGCCGCUUUCCGGACGUGCAGGAGCGAGUUCGGGUGGUGGUGGUGGUCGGCGGCGGCGGUGGGCUGCACCGCCGAGCCGCCGAUGGUCGACGCAGGGCUGCACGGCGGUGCCGUCCGGCACGCGAGGUGGUUCUCCCAGAAGGAGUGGUUGGCGAGGUACGCGGGGAGCGGCUUUAGGAAAAUGCGGUCACGGAUCCAGACGAGGUGCAGCUUGGGGUCCUCCGUCACGACGAUGGUCCGCCGCUUCACGGCCUGGCGGUGCAGCGGCGAGAUGCUGCCGCUGUCCUGCUUGGACAUCCACCAGAGGCGCGGCGCCAGCUUGUCCUGCAGCGCCGAGAUGAACUCCUGCGAGAGGAACUCGGCAAGCCCGUCCCCGUCGGCUAGGGAGAUUGCUGGGUACCCGGGCAGGUGGCUUGUGGCUGUGUCAGGCUGCGCGGUAUCGCCGACAAGCUCGUGGCACUGUUGGAAUGGGGGCUUCAUCCUGCCGAAGCCCCUCUCAUGGGUAUUGCGCUGGUCGCCCCCGUCUACCCUGACUAUCGAAGGAGUGCCGCUGGUUUACUGCAAGUCCAGCUGGCCACGAGCGAGCUUUUCUCUCAUGUUUCGCACCAUAGGCACUAGCUAAUAGAAACCUAGUCCUCCAGGGGGCUUCAGGCGUACUAAGUAGGCAAACCGUCAGAGCCAAAAACCCUUGCCGCCAAAGACAUCCCGAGACGCGUCCUUGCAGGCUCUGCAAAGCCCCUCCGUGGCUUUUUCUGCAUUUUUAGCAGCCCCUCCGAAGCUGCAGGCCACAGCGAAGCCGGGCGCAGAUGGAGACUGACGCUGACCAACCAGGCAUCUCCUGUCCCGAGAUGAGGAUUGCGGAUCUUCCAAUCAGGGGGCGCAUGUGUGGUGUGGCGCGCCUUGGUGCCCAACACGAUGCAGAAGUAGAGAAAGAGGGGUACGCAUCAUGGUGGGCUCAGGCGUCCUUAUGAAGAGGAACUAAGCAGACAAGUCGGUGACGGGCAGUUGUCGGGAAGGCUCCUCAUUCUUUCCAUAUCCCCUCCUCGGCAUCUUACUCCUUUCCCGAUACCUGUAUCUAGGUCCUUACCAACUCUCCCCUCGCCUUUCUGCCGGCGACGAACUCGCGAUGGAUCCCCAGCCGCUGCCGCCAGAAGCAUACGAUACAAGCAACAUCUUCCGUGUCCAGAACAUCCCGCACAAUGUCGCCCUUGCCAUGUUUCCCUCAUUCUUUUCGUGGCCCUGCGGCUUGACUGGUACCGAGAUCCACGUCCAUUCAUUCUCUCGAGUCGAUGCUGCCAACCAAGAAUCCGCCAUCACUGCCACCGUCACAUUUUCCCGUAAACCUGUAUUCUGGGACACUAACGUGUGCCCGCGUGCAAAGCGACUGCGCGAAGCCAUCGAUCUGCACAUGCCAGACGGUUGUAAUUACCGUCCCAUCAAGGUCGACCAGCAGCUCCUGGGGUUUACGCCACUCACCCCGCUCGCCAUCCAGUCGGCAAAAGGGAGAAAAGGCAUCGAUUGCAUUGUGAUUCACGGCUUCGGCUCCCACCCCCUGGCUGCGUUCAAGGCACAAAGAUUUCCAGACGUCUGGAUCCGAGACUGGCUGCCACAAGACUUCCCGAAACUUGACGUCUUAACCUACGGGUAUGGAUCACACUUCGACGACCCCAAUGCCUCCGGGGACAUCCAUGAGUGGGCAGAUUCAUUCCGAAGUGACUUGCGGGCAUAUCGGUCCAUGACCAGGGGAAACGCAAACUUCAAGCCCCUGAUCUUCAUCGUCCACAGUCUGGGAGGCCUGGUCUUCAAAGACGCCGUAGUCUCCAUGGCGAACUCCGCCAUCUUUCCCGGGGACCAGAAGACUGUCAAGUGCAUCCACGACGUCUUCUUCUUCGCCGUUCCGAGCCAAGGCAUGGACACUGAAGAUAUGGAGGUCAUGGCCGGCAGGCUUCCAGCGCGCAUUACGGCCGCACUUCUCAACCAAAACUUCCUCCAUCGCAUGAGGCAGACCCUCAACACACAGUUCGACCAAGCUUUCCCGUACAAAGACUCGACAAUCUAUCAGUUCUACGAGGCAUUGCCGACAAAAGGGGUCACCAAGUCUGGGCAAGAGCGCUUGCUUCUUCCUCAAACUUCAACUAUCGGGAGGCACUGGGAGAACGGCAAUGACUACAAGAUGCAGAUCGAGGGAGAUCAUCGGACGCUAGUUAAGUUCUCGCGUACCGACACAAGCCAAUAUCAGAGAGUCAAGGGGGUCUUGGACGCAACGAUGGAAAGAAACCCCUGUGAAACGAUCCGUGCUCGCUUCUCUUGGGGUCAGAGAAACGUUCCACCAGAGGAAAAAAGACGAGACAUGUUGAAAUGGCUGGUCACUGUCGAUCCCUCCGACAUCCACCGAAGAUCCAUCGGCUUGCAAGAGGAGCAUACUUGCCAAUGGAUUUUCCGAUGGGAAGAAUGGAACCGCUGGUCGUCUCUCGACCUGCCAGCGGACACAAAGCGGCUCUUGUGGAUCUGGGGCAUUCCCGGGGCCGGUAAAACCAUCCUGUCAUCCUCGGUCAUCAAACGCCUCGAGUCCCUCCAAAACACUGAGCCACUGUGCGGUGUUGCCUACUACUACUGCACACACGCCCGGGCCACAGGGAACGACGUGGAGAGCUUCCUCGGAUGGGUAAUAUCUCAGCUCUGCCAUCAAUCAGGACUUUUCGUGCCCGUGGAUAUCGAAUGCGGCUAUUCCCGUGGCGCACGGCUCACCGUCAAGGAGAUGUUGAACUCGCUUCGGGAAACCUGCCAGGGCUUCAACAGGGUCUUCGUCAUUAUCGACGGCUUGGACGAGUCGCAUUCACGCCGUGACUUCCUCGGCUGCCUCAAAAGCAUGAUGUCAGCCCCCGGGCUCGAUAAACUGCGAGUUUUGGUCGCCAGCAGGGACGAGCAGGACAUCAAGGACGCACUGCUUCCCAUCGCAACCGAUGUCUCGAUGUCAAACGAUGUCGUGGAUGAGGAUAUCGGCAGGUUUAUCCAGACCCAGCUACAAGUGGAUCCGGUAUUGGUCAAAUGGCCGACGGGUACUCUCCAAACCGUGGAAAAGAAGCUCAGGGAGGGAGCCCGGGGGAUGUUCCGCUGGGCAGCUUGCCAGCUGGAGAUCCUUAGUACGCAAAACUACGAUACAGAGACUGAAGUCCUUGAGGCACUCGACGCCCUCCCCGAGACCUUGGACAAAACCUACGAAAGCGUCUUGUCAAAGAUACCCUUGCAACACCAGAAAAAGAUUCAGCUUACCCUAUGCAGCCUCGUAGGUCCUGUAUCGCUUGGUCGGGCCAGCUUUAUCCUAGGGUUGGUGACGUGGGAGGCGACGUUAAACUGCAAACAACUGAGCAGCCGGUUGUUUACCCUCGACAACUUGAAGAGCAUGUGCUCAUGCCUCAUCAGAAUAAGCUCUGACGCCGACCCGUAUAUCUAUCUUUCUCAUUACACUGUAAAGGAGUUUCUUUUUUCCACCCGCAUCCGGGAGGGCCCGGCCAGCGCCUAUCACACAACGGAGAGCCAAGCGUUUGCUAUCUCGUUCAAAGCAACCCUCACUACAAUUGCCAGCUUAGGAAGAAGCCCCAUGGAAUUUUCUGCAAGCGCCACCGCCCAUAUCAGCGACUGUCUAGACGAGUUCCUCUUGACAGUGUGGCGCUAUAACAAUCUUCUACCGCUUCCAGAAACCGAAGAUAUCGACCGUCUGCUUUUCGAGAUUCUCUCAGCGGGAAAUACUAUCUGGCUUCGUAUGGAGGAGCAUUUCAAGGGUGAAGGUGCAUCAAUAGAAGGGAACUACGUCCCCUUCUUGGUUAUUCGAGGAAACGAACCCCUACAACUAGCAGAGGCAUGCGCAAGAAUGAUAGCGCUAAACGCACCUACGGUUGCUAUGAGAUACUUAGAGGCCCUUCCUCCUAACGAGCUCGCCAACGCGGUUUCAGCAAUAUUUCAGUUCGGCAAAUUUUCUGACUGCUCGCUCCUGGACGUCGUCGCUCUGUAUGGCUUGCUACCCCAAAUUGCCAAGCAGGGGAUUAUCACACGGCUACUUGAUUGGGGCCUCAGACCUCGAUCUGAGGACCUGGCAGUCUUCUUCCUAUGCAGCAAUCGAUUCAGUGACUGGGGCCAAAACUGCGAGAAAGUGCUCGACACCUUACUCGGACUUGGUAUAACCCCAAACCCAAGAAACGUGCCGUGGACCCCCUUGCAAGCAGCGAUGUGGCGUGGUUGGGGGGCAAUGGUGAUACACCUUUUGAACGCAGGUGCAAACCCGUCAGCAAUCGGUGAUCCUGGACUCGCGUCCGACGAUGCGUAUAGGGGGGAUUGGGGGCAUGUUUUUGACAUAGACUACUCUCACAUCCCCCCGAUCAAGUUGGGAAAUGCAUUAAGGGAACAUCCAUAUAACGAGGUUCGCGCUUGCUACCUUAAAAUGGAUGCAUGGGUACGUGAAGAGCCUGAACGAUUUAAUUUCCUCGUCGAUAGAGGAUUUGAACUUUCACGGGACGCUCCUCGAGACCCUUACGGUUCGGAAUAGCGGCACGCAGUCAAGCCUACAGCUUCCCGUGGGCCUCAAAGAUCUCAGCAAGCCUCACUCCCCACUCCUCCGGCUUAGCGACAUAGCCAAGAUGCCCCGCGGGCGUCUUCUCAACACCGACCCCGAUGCUCCCGGCCAGGUUCUCCGUCAUGGUCGUCGCGGGCGGGCUGCUGGCGACGCUUUCAGCAAACACAAGCUUCCCUUUCGCGGCCCGCAGCGGCUCGAGCGGGAAGUUGACAGCGGUGUAGUUGUUGAUCUCGUGGCGGAAGAACAGGUCCGCGUUGGCGGCCCGGCCCGGCGACUCGAACAUGUAGUGGGCCGCGACCGACUCCGCGUUGCCCUCGUCCAGGGGCCCCGCGAAGGCGCGCGUGGCCGCCGCCGCGCCCUGCGCCGCGUAGACGUCGGCGACGUUUGCGAAGACGGCCUGGACCUGCGCGCCGGCGCCGGCGCCGAGCGCCGCGGUCAGGGGCGGCUCGUGCGCGGCCAGGAAGUCGGCGGCGUCCGGGUGGCGCGACAGCAGGUCGAGCGACACGAUGGCGCCGGAGCUGGUGCCGAAGACGAGGGCGGGCGCGGACGGGGACAGGUGGGCGAUGAGGGCGGCGAGGUCGUCGGCGUCGGCGUGCAGGCGCGCCGGCAUGGUCAGGUCCUGCGGGCCCUCGGCGGUGCUGCGGCUGAAGCCGCGGCGGUCGUAGGUGCAGGCGGUGAAGUUGCGCGCCAGGGCGGGCGCGAGCCGGUCGAACACCACCGCGUCCCCGUUGGCGCCGGGGACUGCGACAAGGAGCGGGCCGCUGCCCAGGCACGAGAAGGCCAGGACGGCGCCGUUGACUGCGAGAGUGGAGGACACCAUCUUGUUCGGGUCGGGCUGGAUGGUCACGGGCGCAGGCUCGCUAUUCUGGUCCACAGGAGAAGGGUGCGAAGGCGAAUCGCGUGCGCGUGGGAUGCUGGUUUCUCCUAGGGAAGACAUGAAGGAAGGGUCAUCUAUCUCUCUAUUUAUCCAACUCCUUCUCCUGAAGAUGCCUCGGUGGGAUCCCCACCAGCCUAAUCGUGCAGUACUUGAUGACCCUGACCGCAAUUUGGCAAUGCCCCGCCGCCAUAUCCCACUGACGGGCAGAUGUUGGCGAUUCUGGCCCACGACUUGGCACCAGGACAGGGGGAGUGAAGGCCGAGCGUGAGGGGAAAAGGGGGGUCGUGAGGAGAUCUCCAAGCAACGGGGCGGGCCCAGGAACGGGGGCGGCUCUGUAAUACGUGGCUAGCAAGGAUGAAUGUGUCCAGCGGUUUGGCUUACCACGACGUUUGUCAGCGCAUG